Molecule: messenger RNA, 1522 nt
Organism: Labeo rohita (rohu)
Lineage: Eukaryota; Metazoa; Chordata; Actinopteri; Cypriniformes; Cyprinidae
Gene: oxgr1a.1
Product: oxoglutarate (alpha-ketoglutarate) receptor 1a, tandem duplicate 1
Biological process (GO): G protein-coupled receptor signaling pathway
Cellular component (GO): plasma membrane
Molecular function (GO): G protein-coupled receptor activity
Source: RefSeq, a predicted model, not a curated record
UUCGGAUGUGACAUAUAGAAAUGCAAAUGAAUAAGAUUUGUGAUGGAGAUUUACCAGGAACUCUUCAGUACAAGAGGCAGGAUCUGCCCAGGUGUUUUAACUGUUUACAAGAUCACCACAGUCUGUUUAUCUGACAAACCAGUGAGUGAAUGUGAAGCAUCAGUGUCCAUUGAGCAACCAUGAGCAACCCUUACUACGACUCGAGCAACAGCUCGAGCGACAACUGCACCAAUGUGGACGAUCUAGUGAAGCGCUACUAUCUGCCCGCCAUGUAUGGAGCGAUCUUCAUCGUAGGCGUGGUGGGGAACAUCAUCGCACUGCUGGUCUACGUGGUCAAAGUUCGUCCCUGGAGGAGCAGCACCAUCAUCAUGGCGAACCUCGUCAUCACCGACCUCCUCUUCAUGAUCUCCAUGCCCUUCCUGACCUACUACUACGUCUCUGACGACUCGUGGACGCUGGGCGUCAUCAUGUGUCGCUUCACGCGCUUCAUCUUCCACUUCAACCUCUACGGCAGCAUCCUCUUCCUCACCUGUCUGGCCAUUUUCCGCUACGUGGUGGUCCUGCAUCCGAUGCAUGGACGCAUCCUCAAGCAGAAGCGUUGGGGAACGCUGGCUUGCGUCCUGUGCUGGGCUGUGGCAGUUGCAGAAAUAAGUCCGGUUUUUAACCACAUUGAAAUGGAACCACAGAACAACAAAACCCACUUGGACCUUGCGAGCAACCAGCCAGAAAUCUUGUGGCCGUAUAGUUGGGUGCUGACCGUGCUUGGAUAUCUGGUUCCUCUAAUCGUGGUUUGUGUUUGCUAUUGGCGCAUCAUGAAAGUGCUAAAGAAAGGUCCUCAUACGGGAAGCAGCAAACGGGUUCGAGCGAGGCGGCUCAUCGUGGUGAUCCUGACAUGUUUCAUCGUCUGCUUUUUUCCUUUUCACGUGCUGCGGGCUUUGAGGAUCUACACGAGACUCACUCCGGAAAGCGACUGCAUGCUGGACCGCUGGGUUCACGCCGCCUAUAUCAUCUCAAGGCCGAUCGCUGUACUCAACAUCAUUUUCAACCUGCCGCUCUAUACGUUAUCGGGGGAUUGUUUUAAACAGGCCUUCGUGGAAAUGUUCAAAUGUGAUCGAUUCAUGCCGAAAACUAAAGAGGUUGUUAAAGUAGCUGUGAUCAGCACACCUGAAAUCGACACUGUGAAGGUUCAAAGCAGCUGGGACUCUGCUGGUGAUUGAAAUGUAAACUGAAUGGAUGAGCCAAAGUCAAAGCCACUGUGAAACAGCUGAAAUAUGAAGGGACACUCCACCCUAAAAUGACUUUCUGUCAUCAGUUAAUCACCUUUAAGUUGUUCAAGAAAUGUAUGACUUUCUUCCUUCUGCUGAAUGCAAAAGAUGAUGUUUGGAAAAAGCAACACUGGACACUAUGUACUUGUUAUUUUUUACUAAAACUAUGUAAAAUCCUUGUUGUUCAUUAAAAUAAAGCUGAAAUAAAAUUGGAAAAACUUUUUUAAAAAGUUAAAAAAUUAAAAUGACUAAAACUG